Neodiprion fabricii is the source of this 3563-nucleotide messenger RNA. Its product is annotated as T-box transcription factor TBX10. The transcript is spliced from 4 exons. The record is from RefSeq and is a predicted model, not a curated record. Gene Ontology annotation, molecular function: RNA polymerase II cis-regulatory region sequence-specific DNA binding; DNA-binding transcription factor activity, RNA polymerase II-specific. The coding region runs from base 1326 to 2627 and encodes 433 amino acids. Gene Ontology annotation, cellular component: nucleus. Lineage: Eukaryota; Metazoa; Arthropoda; Insecta; Hymenoptera; Diprionidae. Gene Ontology annotation, biological process: cell fate specification; positive regulation of DNA-templated transcription; regulation of transcription by RNA polymerase II.
CACUCAUUGACGCUUCGGGGCCGGCUAGCAGCGACUACCUACCUCCGUGGGUUCUGCACUCGAGUUGCUCGAGAGCCUGGACCGGGCCGAGGAUCACCGGGGAGAAUGAUGAGCCGUUGAUAAGCUCGGUAGUCUGGCACGGUUCUUUGGCCCGUCGGUUUGUCGGUGUGUUCCCUCCACCACGCCGGGGGUGUACCGGGAGUCGCUUUAGGUCGAGUUCGACUAGCUCUUGUCAGCAUCCGAUCCCGAAGUGAGAACAUAUCCUGUUAGCGGUGCGCCUGACCCCCGAUGACGCUCGGGAUUGUCAGAUCUUUGGUCAAGAUCGCGGGGGGGAUCAGAGCCAUUCAUAUUGGCCGUGAAUUAUUUCGAAUGAAUUCUCCCGUUUUACAUCUGUCCAUGCGUUGAAUCCGUUCGACGACGUAUCUAUAUCCGCGUUGCGUCCGUCCGCUGCUUCUUCUUUCUCGUUCAAUAACCACCUAUCCGAGGAUUUCAAUUAUCUUGUACCCUCGUUUAACGCCGUUUGUACUCACGCUAUGCGAAACUGGUGUCGGAUGAUAUUGUUGUGAUAACCGCGACAACGGGCACGCGACUGACGACGAGACCGGAAUUUAUAGUGCGUGGAUUUAUCUCAAGUCUGUGAUUAUUCUUUCAACGAUUUCUUUCUCACUUGUGCAACGAUUUAUACUUAUAUAUGUAUAAAUAUGUAUAUUUUACACUUAUAAAUACACACACACACACACACACACACACACAUAUAUAUAUAUAUAUAUAAUAUAUAUAAUACAUGUAUAAAGUCGAGUGUGCGAACUUGUUAUAAGUGGUGCCUAUUGCAUACAGGUAUACAGUUGGAGUAGAGAGAUUAUAUAUACAUGUGAAAACUUUUAUGUGCAAUUGUGGAAAUUACGUUAUUACCAGUAUUGAAGUAUCUUCGUUUAGUGUGAAGGGUAUUCUAUUCUUGGUUUAGGUAUUCUAAGUGCCUUUGAAAGUGAUAGCUGUCAUAAUUGUUGUUGUGGAUGAAUUAUUCGACGUAUUGGAGUAUAAUUCAACAAGUUCAUUGACCGUCACCGUAGUGCACAAGUGGAGAUUUCACUGCAGAGACGGUUAUUUAACUCGGGUCAGUUUAAAUCGUUUGCUAGUUAAACCGAGCAAGGCUUCGAUAAAAAUAACAUGAAAAUCUGGCACACAGAGUUUUAGCUCGAUGCUGUCGAAAAGGAAAAUGUUGCACUUUUGGUGAGAAAUGUACGUAUAUAUAUAUAUAUAUACCUAUAUAUAUAUAUACAGUGACGCAGGCGAAGGGUCGAAGAGAAUAUAAAUCUCGACGAAGCAUGCAACAGCAACAUGAACAACAGCACGAAGUUGCUGCGGACUGUUGUUAUCAACAGUGGGCGACGCACCACCACCACCAUCACCAUCAUCAUCAGCAGCAUCAACAUCAGCAGCAGCAGCAGCAGCAACAACAGCACCACCACCAUCACCAACAUCAGCACCAUCAUUCGCAACUGCCGCCGGUACCGUCGCCGAUGCAACAAAUGGAAGCGUGUCUGCAAACCGCCGGAAGAGUGAAACGCUCCCGCAGUCCAACGUUGGAAACGACGCUGGCCCAGGCAUCCUCGGCAGUAUCGCCGUCCUCGUCGAUCGAGUCCUCGCGAAAUGACAACAACAACAACAACAACGACACCGCAACGCCGAACACACCAUCCGACGAAACACCGCCGAAGAGACCACUUCAUCCGGCUCUUUCGGCCGUCGGAAUCGCCCUCGAGGCUCGUCCGCUUUGGGAGGAGUUUCACCAGCUCGGGACCGAGAUGAUCGUGACCAAGGCCGGGCGCAGGAUGUUCCCCACGUUCCAGUGUCGAAUUUUCGGGCUGGACCCAAACACCGACUACCUACUGGUCAUGGACUUUGUACCCUGCGACGACAAGAGGUACAGAUACGCCUUCCACAGCAGCGCCUGGGUCGUAGCCGGACGAGCUGACCCCGUUUCACCCCCAAGAAUUCACGUUCAUCCCGACAGUCCGGCGAGCGGCGCUCACUGGAUGAAGCAGCCCGUCUCUUUCGACAAACUCAAACUCACCAACAACCAGCUGGACGACAACGGUCACAUAAUUUUAAAUUCCAUGCACCGUUACCAGCCCCGAUGCCACGUAGUGGUGGCCCCAUCACCCCCGGGUUCGGCGCCGGAUCCAAGAACGGAGAACUUCAAAACGUUCACGUUCCCGGAGACGAGGUUCACGGCGGUCACGGCCUACCAGAACCAUCGGAUAACGCAGCUGAAAAUCGCGAGCAAUCCGUUCGCCAAGGGGUUCAGGGACUGCGAACCCGACGAGUGCGAGUCACCGACUUCCGGUUCCCAGAGCGUCCAGAACCCCGCGAAAAGGCCGGCGACCGGUUCCGGCAACGCGUUGCCGAGCUACGCCUCCGUGCCCGCGGUUCCGAUCGCCUCGACCAUCUCAGCGGGGAUUUCCGGUAUCCCGAAUCCCGAGCAUCAGUUUUACGCUGCGAGUCCCAGUCACUGGGGCUACCCUGGACAUCAGCCGGCGCACAUGACGUCGCCUCAUCACUACCCGACGCAUCCUCAUCACGCGCAUCCCGGAUCGCAUACGUCGUCUUUGUACGGACCACGGUAGCCCCGCGGAUGAUUCGAGAUAUCGUUUAAUUUUAUCGUCUCAGAUUAUUCGGGAUACCGAUUACAUCCGAUCACACUGCGGAACUUCCUGAGAAACAGCCAUCGCUCCGGAUAUCGUUAUUAUACUUUUGUAUAUGUGUAUGGUCGUUGAUCUGUGCCAAAGUUAAACUGCACUCGUAUAGAUAUACAUUUAGAUAGUUGUAUUGGAUAUAAGGAGUUUGAGUAUAUUAUUUUAUCAAAUCCAUACCACAAGGUAAUAGGUCAUAUUAUAUUAUUAUUACACAGUUUAUUGUAGUAAAUUAUUGAAAACGCUUGGUAAAUGUAACGUUUGUAUGUGUAUAGUGGUAUGACGCCAAAGUAAAUUAGUACCUAUUCUACGUUAUAACUUAUAACAUAAGUAAAAACGAAGAAUGUAUAUCUCGUAUUUUUGAAAUCUUACCGCGGAAAACUCGAAUCACUUCUCUGAUUUAUUCUGUAUUAUUCUUCUCUUCUUUCACGUACAAGCGCACGGAGGAUCGUUCAAAAUAUUAUUCCGGUAUAACGAGUAAAACGUGCGGUUGCACACGCCAGUUCGUUAUACCUAAAGUAUACAUUCACAAAGUGUGCUUUGUGGAGACAAAGUGUCUAUUUAAAAAAAUAAAUACAUGUAUACAUUUAUGUAUGUAUACACACAUUUCCUAUACUAUCAUGUAUAGGGAUCUCAAACGCCCCGUGACACCCUUGGCUUUGCCUAAACUUGAGCUUGACGGUUGAGUUGAGAGUUGAGACUAUACCUUAAGUGCCCUAAUAAAUUAUACUCAAGUAUUUUACCGUUAGAGUUUAACUUAGACUCCAAGAGGACUAAUAAGAAGGCGAACCGAACUUUCUAUAUUAUGCAAUGUGUUACGCAACAAAGAAUCAAAUACAUAUAGUACACAUAGAAAUAUAUAACACUGAG